This is a messenger RNA of Pyrenophora tritici-repentis Pt-1C-BFP, 1467 nucleotides long. Its product is annotated as ProS, Prolyl-tRNA synthetase. Gene Ontology annotation, cellular component: mitochondrion; cytoplasm. NCBI's taxonomy places the organism in Eukaryota, Fungi, Ascomycota, Dothideomycetes, Pleosporales, Pleosporaceae. Gene Ontology annotation, molecular function: ATP binding; proline-tRNA ligase activity. Gene Ontology annotation, biological process: prolyl-tRNA aminoacylation. The record is from RefSeq and is a predicted model, not a curated record.
AUGGUGACCAAGGCAAGUCUACGCGUACAAAACAAGCUCGAAGGACUCAUAGAUAAGCACAUGAAUUCUAUCGGGGCUUCAAAAGUCUCACUCUCCUCCAUCACUACGGAAGCAUUAUGGCGGCAGUCAGGUCGCUACUCUGCCAAUUCAGAACUUCUGCGUAUCAAAGACAGAAGAGAGACUGGCUUCCUGUUAUCACCGACUCAUGAAGAGGAAAUUACAGCUCUUGUGGCCAGCAUGGUACAUUCGUACAAGGACCUGCCGUUACGAUUGUAUCAGAUAGGGCGCAAGUACCGCGACGAACGACGGCCAAGAGGUGGACUACUACGGGCGAAGGAGUUUAUGAUGAAAGAUCUCUACACAUUCGACUCCUCGCCAAAAGCUGCACUCGAGACGUACGAAUCGGUACGAGAUGCAUACAACAAUCUCUUCAAUGAGCUCAAACUACCUUAUCUUGUGGCAGACGCCGACUCCGGCAACAUGGGAGGGAAGUUGAGCCAUGAAUACCACUUUGCGUCACCCAAGGGUGAAGACUACAUCUUCUCUUGUCAAUCAUGCGAGUAUGUUGUGAAUGAGGAGCUCGUCGAGAAAAACACCGGCCCUGCAGCACCGAAAACCAGCGACUCGCUCAUUUUCACCGGCAUAAGCGUUGACAAGAAGACAGCAAUCAACAUUCACAUUCCAAAACCAUAUGGACUAGGGGUGGACAAGGUAUCAUGGGACGGUGUCUCUGCCUUUGUCAACUUGCACGCCGUCAAAAAAGCAUUGCCCAAAGAUAUUGAAAUUGACACGGGCAUUGAAACCUUAACCUUGAGGUCCCUCCUCUCGACAACUACCGAAACUAUAGAUGUGUACGACCCCGCCAUUGCCAACGCCCCAUCUACCUGUAGUAUAGAUAUCACGCUCACCAAGCCCGGCGAUCCUUGCCCUCGCUGCGCCACCGGCAAACUGAACAUCCAAAAAGCCAUCGAGGUGGGCCACACUUUCCAUCUUGGUACCCGAUACAGUGUACCCUUAAACGCAGUCAUAGCACUACGGGAUCAGAACCUCUCUUCCCCAGUACACAUGGGAUGUCAUGGAAUCGGCGUCUCGCGCAUCAUCGGUGCAGUAGCGUCCCUACUCUCAGAUGCUAGAGGCCUUAAUUGGCCAAGAGUCAUCGCCCCCUAUGAAGCCAUUGUUCUCAGUGAUCCGAAAACAGAAGAAGAAGAUACUACAGAGGUGUACGAUGCGCUUCGUGGAGAGGAGAGGAAUCCUGAUAUCGACCUAGUGCUUGAUGACCGAGCAGGAAAAAGUCUAGGUUGGAAGCUGAAAGAUGCUGACUUAAUUGGAUAUCCGGUUGUCGUUGUGCUGGGUAGGAGUUGGAAGGACAAGAAAGUAGAGAUUCAAUGUCGAAGAUUGGGGGUCAAGAAGGAUGUCGAUUUGAAGGAAUUGAGGACCGAGGCUCUAGCAUUGUUGGAGCAGUUGUAG